Molecule: messenger RNA, 824 nt
Organism: Vigna angularis (adzuki bean)
Lineage: Eukaryota; Viridiplantae; Streptophyta; Magnoliopsida; Fabales; Fabaceae
Product: gibberellin-regulated protein 6
Exons: 4
Coding region: 140-478 (112 amino acids)
Source: RefSeq, a predicted model, not a curated record
GCUGCAUCUGAAUCAAACCAAACGCACCGAACCAUUUAGGCCUCUUAAACCGAAGGCCCCUCAAACCCCUUCCCCACACUCUUUACUCUGUCCUUUCUAUUUCUCUACAAACACCACUUCGACCCUUUUCUGUAGUGCAAUGGCCAUGACUAAGCUUCUCUGCGUUCUGCUUCUGGCUCUCCUUGCCAUUUCCAUGAUCACAACUCAGGUUAUGGCAAAAGAUGCAGCUUAUCACUUGGACCGAAGUAAAAAUGGACCCGGGAGGAAUUAUGGACCUGGGAGUCUAAAGAGCUCACAAUGCCCUUCUGAAUGCUCAAGAAGAUGUAGCCAGACACAGUACCACAAGCCAUGCAUGUUCUUCUGUCAAAAGUGCUGCAAAACUUGCCUAUGUGUUCCCCCUGGCUACUAUGGGAACAAGUCUGUGUGCCCCUGCUACAACAACUGGAAGACCAAGCGUGGAGGACCCAAAUGCCCUUGAAGUUACACAGGCAUGAUUUGACCCACAAUUUUAUAUUACUCAAAGUGGAACCACCAACUAUGGCCAUUGCUACAUGUGUUUCGGGUAGCAGCUAGUACAAUUGGGUCUUCACUAAGACUAUUACUAAGUUAACAAUCUUGUUCUCGACCAUGAAAUUAAACCAAUCAUUAAUUUCAUGAAGAAUCCUGAACAAGAGGGUGUUGUUCUUCUGGUUAAUCAAUUAAAUUUGUCAUUGUUCUAUUACAUAUAAUGAAGUUAUUUUAUGAUGUGAGUCAUGUAAUGUUUACGACAGAUAUGGGAUGUAGGCGAAAGGAUCUGAAGAUCCAAGCUUAUUUUAAUUGUUGUA